AUGCGAGCCAGCCUGUGCGACGGCGGAUGCUUCGGCAUCGGCGACUCGGCACGAUGCUCCGACCCGCUGCCGUCACGACCCUGUUUGCUCCUUCCUGCCGAGCUGCGUGCCGGCAUGCCUCCCGCAGCCUGGUGGACGCUUCCGGCAGCCUCUCUGCGGAGCGGCUGCAGCGGGGGCGGCGGCCUGCAGGAGCCACAGCUCCGAGGACCCGCGGCCGCGGCGGCCGCGGCCGUGGGGACCGAGGCCGGGAUGGCGAGGCUGGCCGAAGCCCUUGAUGGCUGCCGCCGCACGCAAGGUGCCCGCCUCCUGCCCCACUGGAGCGACGAGGAGGAGGAGCACGUGGCCCUUUUUUUCGUUCGAAAUCCCUCUGCAGGGGGAACAGGCCCGACCUCGCCCCCAGGCACCCCCUGA
Prorocentrum cordatum is the source of this 411-nucleotide messenger RNA. NCBI's taxonomy places the organism in Eukaryota, Dinophyceae, Prorocentrales, Prorocentraceae. The record is from the annotation of a GenBank genome assembly.